Paramisgurnus dabryanus is the source of this 971-nucleotide messenger RNA. RefSeq names its product C-type mannose receptor 2-like. NCBI's taxonomy places the organism in Eukaryota, Metazoa, Chordata, Actinopteri, Cypriniformes, Cobitidae. The record is from RefSeq and is a predicted model, not a curated record.
CAUGGAUUCAGCCAGAGAGCGCUUCGACGAGAGCAGUAAAGGAUUCAUCAUUGUAACUUCUAAUAAAACAUGGCGAGCAGCUCAGAUCUUCUGCAGACAGCAUCAUACUGAUCUGACCAGUGUGAGGAAUCAGAUUGAGAAUCGACAGAUUCAGAAGAUCAUGAAUGACAAAAACAUAUCUGAAGUCUGGAUUGGUCUGUUCAGAGACUCAUGGGAGUGGUCAGAUGAGAGCGACUCCACAUUCAGAUAUUGGUUUUCUGGUCAACCUGAUAAUUAUGGUGCUUCUCAAGAUUGUACAGCAGCUAGAAUGACAGUGCAGGGUCAAUGGCAUGACUUAAGUUGCAGUUCCUUGCAGACCUUUGUGUGUCAUGAAGAUAAUCUGAUAUUGAUCCAGAUGAAUCUGAGCUGGUCUGAAGCUCUGAGAUACUGCAGAGAGAAUCAUGUGGAUCUGGUUUCAGUUGAUUCAGAUGAGAUUCAGUUCAUGGUGACUAAAGUGAUCCAUCAGUCCUCUACUGACACUGUGUGGAUGGGGUUACACUAUUACUGCCAAAUGAACCUCUGGAUCUGGAUACGUGGAGAGGCCGUGUGCUAUCAGAAUUGGGCUCCAGGGAACCGAGCAGGACUGAUGAACUGCAACACUGAACACAGAGCUGGAGCAGUUCAGUCUGGAGGAGAUCAUCGCUGGAUCAGCCUUCCUCAAUCUCACAAACUCAACUUCAUCUGCAUCAGAAAAUAAUCAAAUCAUUUGUGUCUAUUACUGCUUUUUAUUCUUUGUUAAUCUUCUGGUUUUUAAGUUAGUUUUAUUUUGUUAUUUAGAAGUAGGGUUCAUUAUAAACAUAUUGCAGAUUAAAAACAACAUUAUGCCUUAGUUUAGAAUCAUUUCAUUUAUACAAAAAAAUAUAUUUCCUUAUGUUUCUAUAAUAACUGCUGAAUUAUGUGAAAUGAAUGUGUUAGUAAUAUUUUGGGAGUGG